CGCGCUUGGCAAUUCCCUCCCGGGCUGUCGCGACCAUUUUAAACUUUAUCAUUUAUUUUCUUUUUGUUUAAUUUUUUUAACCCUUUUCUUUCUGGCGCGCUUGUCUUAUUAUUGUGAUGAUGAUGAUGAUGAUAAUUAUUCGAAAGCGGCUAUUGAUAAUGGACAGACCACACUGGUCACCGAGAGACAAUCAUGGGCGAAAACAGAAUUGGACUACGAGUCCCCGCCCUCGUCCCCUCCCCCCUCCUCCCGUCUUUGACCCCAUGCAGGGACCGAUGGAAUCACGUUCUAUGGUUGGUGUGAAAACAACCCCGAAACCAGAAAAAAAAAAAAGAAAAAGAAAAAGAAAAAGGCUCGUACAUAAUGGUCUUACGUAGUCGGGAUCAAUAGGCAGUGAGAUGGCUGGUUAGGAUGAUGCGUUUGGUUGGUUUGUUACGUGGACAACAGCACCCUAGCAGCAAAAGGUGGC
Messenger RNA from Aspergillus heteromorphus CBS 117.55, 469 nucleotides. RefSeq lists its product as uncharacterized. Bases 159 to 377 code for a protein of 72 amino acids. NCBI's taxonomy places the organism in Eukaryota, Fungi, Ascomycota, Eurotiomycetes, Eurotiales, Aspergillaceae. The record is from RefSeq and is a predicted model, not a curated record. The transcript has a single exon.